GAGCAGAAGUACAAAAUCUGAUAUUCCUUCUCCACCCCACCAAACUCUCCGAUUUGUGCGGUUCCCGUUCUCUCUCUCUGCCCCCCUCGAAUCUUCAUUUCUUUCUCUGUAAAGAAACAAAGAAUUCAAUAAUGUUGGCACACAGAUAACCCUCAUUGUAUAAUAAUUGAUCUUAUACACGAGGUUAGAAAAACAGAAAAAUGGGUUCCGGUCGGCUGGAUCUCAAAUAGACAGUACAAAUAUAAACUAUUAAUAUGAUGAUGAAAUUUAUUACAAUGUGGGCUUGAAGCUGAAACCUUGUAUAACAUAUUUGAGGAAGAGGAUGUCUGUAUUGGUGGCCCGAACUGGUCGUCAACAACAGCGUUAUCAGGAUGGAUAUCGUCUUCUUGCUGGGUGCAUACCCUUUAAGUAUCGGGAUUCUGAAGAGGGCAGUGGCGUGUUGUCAGAGAAGAUCGUAGAGGUGUUAAUGAUUACCUCAAAUAGUGGACCCGGUCUUCUGUUUCCAAAGGGUGGGUGGGAGAAUGAUGAAACAGUUGAGGAGGCAGCGACACGUGAAGCUUUAGAAGAGGCUGGAGUUCGAGGAGAUCUAAUGCAUUUACUCGGGGACUACUACUUCACAAGCAAAACACUUCAAGAUGAAUCUAGCCCCGCAGGCUUAUGCAAAGCCACCAUGUAUGCGUUGUUUGUGAAGGAGGAGCUUGACUGUUGGCCAGAGCAAAAUCUUCGCCAGAGAAGUUGGCUAACAGUGUCCGAAGCUGAUGAAUGUUGUCGGCAUUCUUGGAUGAAAAAGGCCCUCAAGGAAGGUUUUUCAGGGUGGCUUGCUGAUGGUAUGAUGAGUACAAUGAAAGAUAGAAACAAUCUUCACUCUCCCACUAAUAUUGAUAAACCCUAAAGGCUGUUCUCUUCUUUCAAAACGUUUUGUAAUCUUUAUGUUCUUUACAUGUUAUCGCCCAAGUGGUGAGGCUUAGUUUAGCGAUACAACUAGUUGUAUUGCGGUAUAUAUUAGCUUACAUUUUAUGUGGAUUGUUUAUUCUGAUCUUUAUUAUCAGAAUAUAGAGGUAGGAAGGCGGAUACUUUUUAGUGA
Messenger RNA from Daucus carota subsp. sativus, 1084 nucleotides. Its product is annotated as nudix hydrolase 16, mitochondrial. Gene Ontology annotation, molecular function: pyrophosphatase activity. The transcript has 4 exons. The coding region runs from base 323 to 892 and encodes 189 amino acids. Lineage: Eukaryota; Viridiplantae; Streptophyta; Magnoliopsida; Apiales; Apiaceae. Gene Ontology annotation, cellular component: cytoplasm; nucleus. The record is from RefSeq and is a predicted model, not a curated record.